AUGCAGCGCUGGAAGGCAGCAGCCUUGGCCUCGGUGCUCUGCAGCUCCGUGCUCUCCAUCUGGAUGUGUCGGGACGGCCUACUCCUCAGCCACCGCCUCGGACCCGCGUUAGCCCCGCUGCGCCGGCCACCUCGAACCCUGGACGCCCGGAUCGCCCGCCUGGCCCAGUACCGUGCACUGCUGCAGGGCGCCCCGGACGCCGUGGAACUGCGCGAGCUGACGCCCUGGGCGGGGCGGUCCCCCAGCGCGCGCCGUCGGACUGGGCCCCGGCGGCGGCGCGCGCGUGCGCGGUCGGGGUCGCGGCCAUGCGGGCUGCGCGAGCUCGAGGUGCGCGUGAGCGAGCUGGGCCUCGGCUACACGUCCGAGGAGACGGUGCUGUUCCGCUACUGCGCAGGCGCGUGCGAGGCGGCCACGCGCGUCUACGACCUGGGCUUGCGGCGCCUGCGCCAGCGGCGGCGCGUGCGGCGCGAGAGGAUUCGCGCGCAGCCCUGCUGCCGCCCGACGGCCUACGAGGACGAGGUGUCUUUUCUGGACACGAACAGCCGCUACCACACGGUGCACGAGCUGUCGGCGCGAGAGUGCGCCUGCGUGUGA
Pipistrellus nathusii (Nathusius's pipistrelle) is the source of this 594-nucleotide messenger RNA. Lineage: Eukaryota; Metazoa; Chordata; Mammalia; Chiroptera; Vespertilionidae. The record is from the annotation of a GenBank genome assembly.